AUGCCGACCACUGGGCUCUUUGAGCAUGACCUCCACAGGAUCGAACCCUCUCAGCACCACCUUGAUAUCGACACGGCCCAAACCAGCCAGUCAGACGCCGAGGUGUCUAUAGGUGAAGAGAUCAAUGAGCUUGCCAGACGCCUGACAAGCGUGUCUCAUAACGGAGGUCGAGGCCACUCGUUGUUUCCUGAGCCAUCCGACAAGACCCUCGAUCCAAACAACCCCGACUUCGAUGCACGAGCAUGGGCCACUGAGUUUUACAGGGUCCAGACCCAGGCUCUGCUUGGCAAUGCCCCUAACACGGCCGGGAUAGCCUUCAAGGACCUCAAUGUCUAUGGUCUGGGUACAACGAUGGAUUACCAGAAGAAUGUUGGCAACUUCUUUCUCGACUACGCCUCGGUAUUCUCGCCAUCCAAGAAGCAACAGCGUAUCGACAUUCUGCACGAGUUGGAAGGUGUCGUCCAAAAUGGCGAGAUGUUGGCGGUGUUGGGACCCCCUGGAUCCGGAUGUACAACUCUUCUGAAGACAAUCGCUGGCGAUACCCACGGCUUCUACGUUGCUGAUGGAGCAACUCUCAACUACCAGGGUAUAUCAACUGAGGAUAUGCGGACAACAUUCAGAGGUGAGGCCAUCUACACAGCAGAGUUCGAUCACCACUUUCCCUACCUCACCGUCGGCGAGACACUCUACUUUGCAGCCAGAGCAAGAUGUCCACAGAACAUGGAUCUCCCGGACAACAUCUCCAAGCACCAGUACGCUGAACACUUGCGGGACGUUGUCAUGGCGAUGCUUGGGAUUUCUCACACCAAGAAUACCCGAGUUGGAGACGACUUCGUCCGCGGCGUUAGUGGUGGCGAGAGAAAGCGAGUUAGUAUCGCCGAGGCCGUCUUGAGCUAUGCGCCACUCCAGUGCUGGGACAACAGCACCAGAGGACUGGAUUCGGCGAACGCAAUCGAGUUUUGUCGGACUCUUCGCAUGCAGGCGGACAUCUUCCGUUGUAGCUCGUGCGUGGCCAUCUACCAGGCGCCUCAGGAGGCCUACGAUCUUUUUGAUAAGGUUGUCGUGCUCUACGAGGGUCGUCAGAUCUAUUUCGGAAAGGCGACUAAUGCGAAGGCAUACUUCGAAGGCCUUGGGUUCCAGUGCCCCGAUCAAAAGACUACCGCCGACUUCCUGACUUCCAUGACAAGUCCUUCCGAGAGGGUAAUUCAUCCUGGUUGGAAGGGGAAAACGCCACCUCGGAGUUCUCACGAGUUUUCUCAAGCAUGGAAAGAGAGCCGGGACCGUCAACUGCUACUAAACGAGAUCGAUCGUUUCGAGAGUCAGUUUCCGCUCGGAGGCGAGACUCAUGCCAACUUCCUCGCUACGCGAAGAGCACAUCAAUCCAAGCAAACACGAUCUUCCUCGCCUUUCACGUUAUCCUAUUUCCAGCAAGUCAACCUCAAUCUCUGGCGGAGCUUCAAGCUGUUAGUCAGCGAGCCAUGGAUGACGAUCACCAUGUUGUCGACGAACUUCUUCGAGUCCCUCAUCAUUUCGAGUAUCUUUUACAACCUGCCUGCCGAUUCGUCCACCCUCUACAGUCGCAAUCUUCUGAUCUUCUACACUAUUCUCAUCAACGCGAUGGGUAGCAUCCUCGAAAUCCUCACUCUUUACGGCAAAAGAAAGAUCAUCGAAAAACAUGCGCGAUAUGCCCUCUAUCACCCUAGCAGCGAAGCAGUUGCUGCCAUGCUCGUCGAUCUUCCCUACAAGCUCCUGAACGCCUUGGCCAUCAACGUUCCGAUCUACUUCAUGACGAAUCUCCGACGCGAAGACCCGGGACCAUUCUUCUUCUUUCUGCUGCUCUCUUUCACCAUCACGGUCUCCAUGUCCAUGAUCUUCCGCUUCCUCGGCUCCAUCACCAAGACAAUUGCGCAAGCGUUGGCACCUUCGUCCAUUAUCUUAUUGGUGCUCAUGCUCUUUAGCGGGUUUGCCAUACCGCAAGCCUAUCUCCAUGAUUGGAUCGGGUGGCUGCGCUGGGUGAAUCCCGUAUUCUACGCGCAAGAGAGUCUGGCUUUGAACGAGCUCGUCGGAAGGAACUUCAGCUGCGCCCAGUUUGUUCCAUCUGGCCCGGGAUACGUCUCGUCGGCCUCGCAACGCGUUUGCGACAUUGGCGGCGCGGCCCCAGGCGCAAACUUUGUCAGUGGCGAGGAACAUCUUCGGGUCGUGUACGACUUUUACAGCAGCCAUCGCUGGAGGAAUUUUGGCAUUUUGAUGGCACUUACGAUCGUCUUCAUGCUUCUGUACCUCUUUGCCGUCGAAUGGGUAUCAUCCGAGAGAUCAAAGGGUGAAGUCUUGGUUUUCACUCGCAGUGCCCUCAAGAAGGUCAAGAGAACUACGGAAGACCUUGAAAACACAACAGACAGGGGAUCUCAACCGGCUAUCCAGAGCGGCAACGACAGUGAGGGUCCCGAUCUUGCCAAACAGACCUCCAUCUUUCAUUGGCAGAAUGUGAGCUACGAAGUCAACGUUAAAGGCGAAACUCGAAAGAUCCUCCAGAACGUCGAUGGCUGGGUUCGACCAGGAACCUUGACGGCAUUGAUGGGCGUCUCCGGAGCUGGUAAGACCAGUCUGCUUGAUGUGCUUGCCAGUCGUGUGACCAUGGGUGUUGUCAGCGGUCAGAUGCUCGUUGAUGGGCACCUCCGAGAUUCUUCGUUCCAGCGCAAGACGGGAUACGUAACCCAGCAAGACCUCCACCUCCAUACCGCGACUGUUAGAGAGGCCUUGAGCUUCAGCGCCCUGCUACGUCAGCCCCAGCGAUACAGUCGCGAUGAGAAACUGGCUUAUGUCGAUACGGUCAUCGAUUUGCUGGGUAUGCAGGAAUACGCUGAUGCCGUGAUCGGCGAGCUGGGUGAAGGCUUGAAUGUUGAACAGCGCAAACGCUUAACCAUAGGCGUUGAGCUUGUCGCGAGACCACAGUUGCUUCUAUUCCUUGACGAACCGACAUCCGGCCUGGAUAGUCAAACAUCUUGGUCCAUCUGUGACUUGAUGGAAAAGCUGACAAGAAAUGGGCAAGCAAUUCUCUGCACAAUUCAUCAACCAUCGGCAUCCCUUUUUCAGAGGUUUGACCGGCUGCUCCUCCUGGCGAAGGGCGGUCGCACGGUUUACUUCGGCGACAUAGGCCAGAACUCGCACAUUCUCGUUGACUACUUCAGUCGGCACGGCGCUGCGACCUACCAGGACGGUUCGAACCCUGCCGAGUACAUGCUCGAAGUGAUAGGGGCUGCUCCGAAGGCACAUACCGAUAUCGACUGGCCAUCUGUUUGGAGGGAGAGUGAGGAAUACCAGGCCGUUCAGAACGAACUCGCAAGACUCUCAGGCGUUUCCAACGAGAAGACCAGUCUCUCAAACGACGAUGCUCACGAUCCUUCGGCAUACGCAGAGUUUGCAGCGGACUUCCGGACCCAAGUCCUCCAAGUCACGACCAGGGUGUUUCAACAGUACUGGCGAAGCCCGUUGUACAUCCUUUCGAAGUCGAUUCUGACUUUUGGCUCAGCACUUUUCAUCGGGCUGGCGCUUACUGGCGGCGAAAACUCAGAGCGCGGCCUCCAGAACCAGAUGUUUGGCGUCUACAUCUUCCUCUUCAUCUUCACGCAAAUGGUCCAACAGAUCAUGCCCGUGUUCGUGUCACAACGAAUCAUGUAUGAGGCUCGAGAAAGGCCUGCGAAGGCUUAUUCUUGGAAAGCUUUCAUCGCAGCUAACGUAAUGGUGGAAAUGGCUUGGAACUCGAUUAUGGCAGUACUUGCCUUUCUGCUGUGGUAUUUUCCGAUGAGACUCGACCGGAAUGCCGAAUGGACCAACACUGUCCACUCGCGGGCUAUCGCUCUAUUCCUGAUGUGCUGGGCCUUCUUCUUGCUCGCCAGCACUUUCGCUCAUCUCCUCAUCGCCGGGCUUGGCAGCGCCGAGGUCGCGGGUGGAAUUCUCAACUUGCUCUUCAUUCUCAUGUUUGCUUUCUGCGGUGUUCUGGCUGGACCAAGCGAGUUGCCUGGCUUCUGGAUCUUCAUGUACAGAGUGAACCCUCUGACAUACGUCGUCGAAGGGUUCCUAGGCGUCAGUCUGGCAGACGCACCGGUAACCUGCAACCCCUCAGAGCUGCUCGAGUUCAGCGCGCCCGACGGAAACACCUGCGGUGACUACAUGGCGUCGUACAUCCAGAGCAAUGGCGGCUAUGUGGUCGACGCCAACGCGACGUCUUGCCAGUACUGCGGGAUGGCUGAUACCAACGAGUUCUUGUCUGGGAUGAACAUGAGCUUGAGCAACCAGUGGCGCGACUUUGGGUUCAUGUGGGUGUACAUCGUUUUCAACAUUGUCGUGGCUGCUGGACUGUAUUGGGUCAUGAGAGUGCCCAAGAAUGAUUUCAAAAAGCGGACUUGA
Molecule: messenger RNA, 4407 nt
Organism: Colletotrichum karsti
Lineage: Eukaryota; Fungi; Ascomycota; Sordariomycetes; Glomerellales; Glomerellaceae
Product: ABC multidrug transporter
Exons: 6
Coding region: 1-4407 (1468 amino acids)
Biological process (GO): transmembrane transport
Cellular component (GO): membrane
Molecular function (GO): ABC-type transporter activity; ATP binding; ATP hydrolysis activity
Source: RefSeq, a predicted model, not a curated record